This is a messenger RNA of Patella vulgata (common limpet), 3202 nucleotides long. Its product is annotated as bromodomain-containing protein 8. The record is from RefSeq and is a predicted model, not a curated record. NCBI's taxonomy places the organism in Eukaryota, Metazoa, Mollusca, Gastropoda, Patellidae. Gene Ontology annotation, molecular function: protein binding. Gene Ontology annotation, cellular component: NuA4 histone acetyltransferase complex. The transcript is spliced from 20 exons. Bases 89 to 2254 code for a protein of 721 amino acids.
UACUAUUAAUUUGAAGGUGUGUGUCUAUAAAUUAGUCUUCGUUUAUUCUCCCGCCGUUAGUUUACGAAACUAAAGUCAGCAAGAGAAAAUGGCGGCACUUGCCAAAAUAAGGUUUAAACAUGGCCCACUGGAUCAGUGGUCCACGAAGGAACAGCUGGCACUGGCUUCAUCUGUUAUGCGAAGUGGAGAUCAAAACUGGGUAUCUGUGAGUAGAUCAGUUAAACCACAUGGAGAACCAGACAGACCUUCUGAUUGGUUUUCACAGAAGAACUGUGCACUCCAGUAUUCUGAAUUACUUGAAAAAGUUGAAACACCAAAGAGAAAGCGUGGGGAAAAAGGGGAGGCAACUGACACAUUAACUGAACAAAUUGUACGGAAACUGACAGAACAACGAAUAGAAGAAUUGAAGAAAAUAGUUAUUGAACAACAGCAAAAAUAUAAGAAAUUAAAGAAAGAUAUUGAAGUGAUAAAGUCUGGACAGCUUGAUGAUAAAUUACCGGAAAUAUGGGAUGCCAUGCUCGAAGAAAGAAAACAGGCACAACAGCUUGCCAUGGAAAACAGACGACGAUCUGCAGAUAAAACGGAGACACAAGUCUCAAAUAAACAGAAAAAGAUCAGUGAGAUGAAACUAGGUCCACCAAUGGCAGUGACAACAACUACAACCACAGCAACUACAACAACAGUAGUAUUACAAGAUCUAGAUGAUACUACCAAUGAUUCAUUAGAUAGUGGUGGUAUUGAUGUCUCUGUUUUAUCAGAUGACAGCUUGAAUCAGCCUCUAUUAGCUGCACCUACAACAAUGACUUUAACUAUUCCACCACCUAUAUUACCUACAGCUGAUGGUAGAAAUAAAUCUGGUCCCCCUACUUCCCCCCUUCUGUCCUCCCUUCUACAGAGCAAGCUUAAAUCAGCUGAUAGUCUACAACUACUUAAACUAGAAGCCGAAGAAAAACAUCAACAACAGAUAUUGGCCAAUCAAGCAGCAGCUGCUACAGAAGCAGCAAAUCUAUUGUCUGAAGCAGAUGUUGAUAGUAAAUUAAAUCUAUUAAUGGCACCUACUGCUCAGAUAGAAACGUCUACACCUACAGUUACUCCCACAAUAGGUGCUCCAACAUUAUCUAAACUUCUAUUUCCACCAAUAAAUACUAUAGCUGGUAUGACUGUAUCAACCCAGUCAGUUACAGGCUCUGUCGUAGUAGAUAAACCAGCAAUGACACUAGAAAUAAAAACAGAGAGUGAAGAAUGUUUUUUGGACCCGAACAUACAAGUCAAAGAAGAGAUAAUAAGGGGAGAUAAUUCUAAGUUGAUUGAUAUAGAACAUGCUACAGAGGUUGUAGUAACCGAUGGUGAUAGUCAAACAACCACAUCUACAGCUCCUGAUGAUCCUGGUCAAGUUUCCCAGGAUGAAAGUGAGGCUGGUUCAGGAUUUCCUAAUAUAGAAAUAAAGGAAGAACCACCCUCACCAGCGAGUAGUGUAUCAUCUAAAAUCAGUGAAAGUGGUGGAAAAUCAACUCGCAGUAAAUCUAGACGUAGUACGUCGUCUAGAGGUGGUAAGAAAAGUAAAAGGAUUACAAGAAGAAGUGUGGUGGAGAAAGACGAUACAAGUUCUAAACAUAGUGAAGCUGAAUUUACAGAUGAUGAUUUAGCCAGAGAAAGUGAUGAGACUGGUUCAAUCACAACUACACUUCAUACUGGUAGUGCAUUGUGGGUUGAUUCUGUCCCUAAUAGUCCAGCCUCUUUGUCAAUGUGUUCUGAUACAGAGGAUGAAAAAGCUUUUAAAAUCUGGAAAAAAUCCAUCAUGCUAGUAUGGAGAACAGCAGCCAACCACAAAUAUGCUAAUGUAUUUACACAUCCAGUAACCAAUGAAAUAGCUCCUGGUUAUCUGAAUGUUGUUCAUAGACCUAUGAAUCUGACGUUAAUAAAGCGUAAUAUAGAAUCAGGAGUUUUACGAACGACGUCUGAGUUCCAACGUGAUAUGAUGUUAAUGUUUACUAAUGCUAUCAUGUAUAAUAGUUCCGAUCAUAAUGUUUACAAGAUGGCCGUAGAGAUGUAUGAUGAUGUCAUGGAAAGUAUUGAGCAAUUUGUUCAUACUCAGUUAAUGGUUGCCAGUAAUGAAGCAAAAUCUCUUCGAACAUCACGGCGAUCAGAAACUGUUGAUAAGGAUGAAGACCCAAAGAAACGUCGACCAUCAUGUGACCAACCUCCAGAAGGAGGAAAAACCAAGAGACGAAAAACAAGAGCUGAUGAUACAUGAAAUGAUCUCUGGACUUUACGUUUGUGUAUGUUAUAAAAUCAUGGCAAGAGAUCCUGUUUAUUACAUAGUAUUCUAGCUUAUUGUCUAAAAGCUUUAACUGUAUCCAAAAACUGUUGUGAAAGACAGCUUCGAGUUGUAAUUGUGUUCAAAUGUCAAAAAAUCAUGCAGUGUUAAUCAAAUGAAAAUUUAUGGCACGUCAAUGUUUUACACAGAUAUCGUAACUUGUGUGAGUGUGUUUACAAUUUUGAUUAAUUCUCAUGGGAAGACUUACAUAAAUUCACACGUAUUAUAGAAAUAACCAAAUUAUUGAUGUUACUCUUAAUCAAAAUCAUGGUAUAUCGCUCAUUCACUUGAUUUAAUAUGGUUGCUUUCAGUUGUUUGAUGAGUUUUGAGGUGUAUUUGUUAGGCCUCUUGUACUCGCUAUUGACACAUAUUAAUGACAAUGAAUAUCAUGACCUGAAGAAUUACCUUACGGUAUAUUGAACAAGAACAAUCUGCUUUCAUUUGACGAGUCCUAUUGAUGGAUAGGGGUGCUAUGUAGGCCAAGUUUUCCAUAUACGAUGAGAUGGUUGUAAUAAAAAGAUGAAUUAUUUCUGAAUACUGGUCAAACUGAUGUUCAUUUGUAUGUUUGUACUGUUUUUGUAUUCACCUAAAUUCUCUCGCGUUAAAUAGAGUAAUAAGUUUAGUAUGGUCGUGAAUCAGCUUUUUUUUAGGAAUGUAAACUUCAGCUUACUAUAACUGUAUUUGGAAACAAGCAAACAGAAAUAUCGAAGCAACAAGAUACAGAACUGAAUUAGGGACUAAUUUGAUUCUAGCCAUUGGCAUGUCUCACCAAAGAAUCAACUUUAUUCUAUCAUUCUAGUUAUGCUGACAGUGCAUGUUUAUAAUUGUUAUGAUAUUGUACUUGGUUUAGUAGAUUUCUUGUAAUAAAGAACAUCAUAACUAUCA